AUGGACACGUUAUUUUGUUUGAACAAUGGUCCAGUCUUUGCCAAUCUCACGAUUCUGGAGGAGCCAGAUAAUCUCAUGAUCGCCGUUGGACCACCACCACGGCCACCGCCCCCUCCGGCCCCACCAAGAACGCUGCCAGCGACUGACGAAGUUUGGGAAAAGUGCAGGCAGAAAGGCUGUAUGCUUGCAUGGGCAAUGCACCAUGCCGACGGCGAAGCCGGACCCCAAUAUGUUCCGCCCCGCAUUACUGCAGCAUCGCCAUACCAAAGCUUGAGUGACCUUAUGAAGUGGUACUGGUUCAGAUGGCCUCAAGAUAAGAUACGGGAAAUCUUUUUCGACUUCUACCGGGCUUGGGGCGUCGGUAAUGCGCUCGAGGCACUUGGUGUUAAUUCGAACGCGGAUGAAUACGAGGGAGGCCAGAAUCGAGUCUUCAGUAUUGACCACAAAUUGCCGCCCAAUGACCCCAAUUACAACGUCCCUGUUGAGUAUCAAGAGUACAAAGUCAACAACAAGUUAUACAGGGCUACAGGUGCGAGCUUUUCGUUCUCGGUCAACCCAAAGGACGGUGUCAUCAUUGGUUUGAACCGCGAAAGCCCCAAAGAGACGGGAAAGCUUUUAAAACCGCCAGUUCCCGAGGACCAAAUGCCAGGACUCAUCCAGUUCUCUGACGUGGCGUGGCUGAUGUGGAAAGAUAUGAUCGAGGAACACAAUGGUGAUAUCAAAAAUCUUCGAUAUCUCAUCUCAGUCUUGGUCGUCAACAGAGAGACUGCGUCAGUGGUGCUAAGAGCAUCGGAGAACAGAGGAUGGGGAGUAGACGAUUGGCCAGGGCACACGUUCGAAGACGGGUCGCCAGAGAUGCACGCAAUCAUGGCAGUACCUAGUCUGUAUACACAAAUUGGACAGUACAGGAUGGCGUCUCAAGCAACAAUCAAGAAGAUCAAGGUCAAGAACCCCGUGGUAGAGCUGGACGGUGAUGAGAUGACCAGGAUUAUCUGGCAGGUCAUCAAAGACAAGUUCAUUCACCCAUACCUUGACAUCGACCUCAAGUACUACGAUCUUGGCUUGCCAUACCGUGACGAGACCAACGACCAGGUCACGCUCGAUGCUGCUGAAGCUAUCAAGAAAUACUCUGUUGGUGUCAAAUGCGCGACCAUCACCCCAGAUGAGCAGCGCGUGGAGGAGUUCAAGCUCAAGAAGAUGUGGUUGUCGCCAAACGGCACCAUCCGCAACCACCUAGGAGGAACCGUUUUCCGCGCGCCCAUUGUCAUCCCCAGCAUCCCUCGUCUCGUACCCGGUUGGAAGCAACCCAUCAUCAUCGGCCGUCACGCUUUCGGCGACCAAUACCGUGCGAAGGACCGCGUCAUCCCCGGCGAAGGUACACUUGAGAUGGUCUACACACCCAAGGGCGGCAAGCCUGAAGUUAUCAAGGUCUACGACUUCCCAGCAGAGGGUGGUGUCGCGCAGACCCAAUACAACACCACCGAGUCUAUCUCCGGUUUUGCACACGCCUCCUUCAAGAUGGCGCUUGACAGGAAGUUGCCUCUGUACAUGAGCACCAAGAACACCAUUCUCAAGGCAUACGACGGAAAGUUCAAGGAUGUCUUCCAGGCCAUCUACGACAGCCAGUACAAGAAGGACUUCGAGGCCGCCAAGAUCUGGUACGAGCACCGCUUGAUUGACGACAUGGUCGCCCAGAUGAUCAAGAGCGAGGGUGGCUACAUCAUUGCCAUGAAGAACUACGAUGGAGAUGUUCAAUCCGACAUCGUCGCCCAAGGUUUCGGCUCCCUCGGCCUUAUGACCUCCACCCUCAUCACCCCUGACGGCAAAACGUUCGAAGCCGAAGCCGCGCACGGUACUGUCACCCGCCAUUUCCGCGAACACCAAAAGGGCAACGAGACCUCCACCAACCCCAUCGCCUCCAUCUACGCCUGGACACAAGGUCUGGCCAAGCGUGGUGAGCUAGACAACACACCUGAGCUUGUCGUCUUCGCCGAGCAGCUCGAGAAGGCUUGCGUGGACACCGUGGAUGUUGACAAGAUCAUGACUAAAGACUUGGCCCUUGCAUGCGGAAAGAAGGACCGGGAGUCUUGGGUUACUACCAACGAGUACCUUGAUGCGGUUGAGAGGAGAUUGAAGUCGAGCUUGAAGGAGAAGCUAUAA
Molecule: messenger RNA, 2160 nt
Organism: Alternaria atra
Lineage: Eukaryota; Fungi; Ascomycota; Dothideomycetes; Pleosporales; Pleosporaceae
Exons: 5
Coding region: 1-2160 (719 amino acids)
Biological process (GO): isocitrate metabolic process
Cellular component (GO): mitochondrion
Molecular function (GO): magnesium ion binding; isocitrate dehydrogenase (NADP+) activity; NAD binding
Source: RefSeq, a predicted model, not a curated record